Messenger RNA from Exophiala dermatitidis NIH/UT8656, 897 nucleotides. Its product is annotated as dipeptidyl-peptidase III. Gene Ontology annotation, cellular component: nucleus. Gene Ontology annotation, molecular function: RNA binding. The coding region runs from base 1 to 897 and encodes 298 amino acids. The record is from RefSeq and is a predicted model, not a curated record. The transcript is spliced from 6 exons. NCBI's taxonomy places the organism in Eukaryota, Fungi, Ascomycota, Eurotiomycetes, Chaetothyriales, Herpotrichiellaceae.
AUGGCGGCCGCCGGCGGUGCUGCCAGUAUCAUUACCCAAGUGCAGCAGACAGCGGGUCCACCGAUCAAUACAUUGGGAGGAGAGGCCACGGCCGAUGAACAUAUCACAUUGGAUUUGAGAGGAACACAAUUUACGCUGUCCCGGGAUGAGUUGCUGACGCUUCCCGAAUUCGUAUUAUUAUCAUUAUUCCCCAACGGCCUUCUUCCGGAUGGACACAUGAAUGCAUUCCAUGACGGCGAUGUCUACCCAGUCGACUAUAACCCAGAUUCCCUUCAAUAUAUGUUAAACUUCUUCCGGGAAGUCGCGCAAUCAAUUCCCUCAGCAUCGCCCUCGCCAACUACGCCGCCGGAGAACGAUCCUAUGACCAUCGAGCCUUUACAAGGGUCUACCAAAGACAUGCUUCAGGACAGAGCGGGGAUCAUCGUUCUUAGAGAGGAUCUCGACUUCUAUGUCAUCCCACCUCGACCAGACAUCGAAGCGCUGGAAAUGACCGAGGUCAAACGAGCCGCGGGUCGAUGUUUGCUUAAACAAAACGGCAUCUUUUCCGGCCUUAAGAGAAGCGAAGAGGUCGGAACGACAGAGCAGCAUUUGAUUGAAAUGUUGACUGCAGGUGGGUUUGAUCAUGACGACACCUGGGGUCAUCGAGCAGGUGAACCGAACAAAGCCGUUAUAUGCAGUUUGGCUCUAGCUCGCCUACGCACCGACAUCAAAGGAGACAUUGCUGGCAGCAACGCCGUCGGGAUGGCCCAAAAACUGUUGCUGUUUUGGCGAAAGCCUGCCCGAAGGUGCUGGUGGGAAGGUGUUGAGUUGGAGGAUGUUGAAGGGGUGCAAGGCAAGGUCAAAGUAUGGAUUCGAAGAGUGUGGACUCUUGAAAUGAGUGUUAUUGGCCUGCGAUGA